UUCCUUACUAUGAGAUGGGGCUUCUGAGCGUUGUUCUUGGGCUCUGGAUUGCCGCUCUAGCGGCUGCCAAGACGGUGAAGCGAGACGUCAAGGCCUUGAACGAGCUCAAGGCAGCUGGAGGAUGGAAGGUCAUGUACGCUUGGAAUGGGGAGGAUCCCUGUGGCGAUGGAGACGCGGCGUUGUGGCCGGGAAUCACCUGUUCCUCCCCAAAUGACAAUGGCUAUCGAGUGGUCACGGAAUUGGAGCUCUUUCAAGUGUCGAUCAUUGGAACGUUCCCGAUCGGUGUCACGAAUUUGCUGGAUCUCAGGAAACUAGACUUGCAUGGCAACAAACUCACCGGAUCGAUUCCUCCUCAAAUAGGACGCCUGCAGAAGCUUGUAACUUUGAACUUGAGAUGGAACAAGCUGCAAGACGCCAUACCUGUUGAGAUUGGGCAGCUGAAGAAACUACAAAACUUGUUCUUAAGUUUUAACAGCCUUAGAGGACCUAUACCAAAGGAGCUCACGUAUCUGCAGGAGCUUCGAUACGUGCAUCUUCACGAGAAUAAGCUCAUCGGCCGGAUCCCUCCGGAGUUUGGAGAACUUCCUUAUCUCCGACAAUUGGAUGUCAGCAACAACCAUCUUGUGGGAACCAUCAGAGAACUGCUAAGAAGCGAACAGAAUCGUGCUAAAGAUGCAUUUCCAUCUCUCCGAAAUUUGUACCUAAACAACAAUUACCUCACCGGAGGAAUACCAGCAGAACUUUCGUACUUGCGCAAUCUAGAAAUCCUGUACUUGUCUUACAACAAACUUACAGGUCCGGUACCGGACGCACUCGCAAGCAUCCCGAAGCUAACCUACCUAUACCUGGAUCACAAUGCUUUGAAUGGCCGACUAUCGUCAGCCUUCUACAGCCAUCCGAGCCUGAAAGAGAUGUAUAUUGAAGGGAACCAAUUCAGCUCUUCUGCCAAACCAGUUGGUUUACACAGGACAAUGGAAGUAUCCGACGCCGACUUCAUUUUUUAGAAGGCAAGAGUUUUCUUCAUGCAGUCUCUGUUUCACGAUAACGCUAGAAGAAGUUGCCAAGGAGGGAGAUCAGGGAGAAUAUUACUUUUUCACGUGCUAGUGAGUUCGAUUCCCGGUACCAGUCACUUUUCAGCCGUGAAGCGUUUCAUGCUGUUGUCUGAGACUGCAGAAUGCAUCCCUGGACAAUCUAUCAUGCAUGAGAAAAGCGUACAUGGAAUAUGAGGAGAUUAAGGAUGCUAGCCAGCUUCUUAGAAGGAUGCCUGAAAUGAUUCCAGCAUAAUGCCAGCCAUGAUUUCAUUGAUGUAGUUA
Messenger RNA from Selaginella moellendorffii, 1313 nucleotides. Its product is annotated as LRR receptor-like serine/threonine-protein kinase ERECTA. The record is from RefSeq and is a predicted model, not a curated record. NCBI's taxonomy places the organism in Eukaryota, Viridiplantae, Streptophyta, Lycopodiopsida, Selaginellales, Selaginellaceae. Gene Ontology annotation, molecular function: protein binding. The transcript is spliced from 11 exons. Bases 15 to 1004 code for a protein of 329 amino acids.